Molecule: messenger RNA, 3596 nt
Organism: Anoplopoma fimbria (sablefish)
Lineage: Eukaryota; Metazoa; Chordata; Actinopteri; Perciformes; Anoplopomatidae
Gene: sort1b
Product: sortilin 1b
Exons: 20
Coding region: 314-2776 (820 amino acids)
Biological process (GO): vesicle organization; Golgi to endosome transport; endocytosis
Cellular component (GO): Golgi apparatus; membrane
Molecular function (GO): protein binding
Source: RefSeq, a predicted model, not a curated record
AGGAGUUGCAGUGCGAAUGAUUGGUGUCAAAUACUCCGGUUGAUUUUUUUUGCCAAAUUGCGAUUUAUUUGUGUUUUUAUAUUUUUUCCGCUGCUGCGCGGGGAAAUAGUCGGAGCUUUAAGGGUGCUCCGUGUUUUCAAAGCCCGGAAUAAUCGCUGUCAGUAGGACUACUGUUUUGUUGAUGUCAUCCGCGGCAGAGCAGUAGCGACCUUCAAUUUGUAGGCAAGACCAGCAUAAACAAAGACUGGGUUUUUUUGGGGUGUUUUUUCCGUCUUUGUUUUGCUUUGUUUUGCUGGAGACAACAGAAACGAGGAUGGGACUCUUGCUGCGCUCCAUACUGCUAUUAUCUCUUACCACUUUCGCAGCCUGUAUAGAUUUUCAGCAGGGAUCCAAACCCUUCGCACAGUCGUUUCUGAGGCGUUCAAACAUUGAAGAGAAAGCUGCAAACAUCAUAAAGAGAUCUCUGCCCGCAUGGCUGUCUGCAUCACCAAAGCACGAGAUAAAACGGAGGAGCGCAGAGCAGGGCGACACCUGCAAAGCUCUUCAAGGAUACGACACCAAGUUAGCAGACAACACCCACAGUUAUACCUUCAAUGACCUGAGUGGGUCGGUGUCGCUGGCCUGGGUUGGAGACGGCACAGGGGUCAUCCUGGCUUUGACGACUUUUCAGGUGCCCUUCUUCAUGAUAAGGCUCGGGCAGUCUAAACUCUAUCGAAGUGAGAACUAUGGGAAGUCAUUCGAGGAUGUGACCAAUCUCAUCAACAACACCUUCAUCAGAUCAGAGUUUGGCAUUGCUAUUGGGAACUCUGGGAAAGUGAUCCUGACGGGAGAAGUGUCCGGAGGUUACGUGUCUCGGCUCUUCGUCUCCAAUGACUUUGGAAAGAGUUUCACCCCCCGGGACCUGACCUUCACCCCCCAGUCGCAGAUCACAUACAACCCUGAUAAUUCCAAUGUGCUGCUGGCCCUCAGCAACAGCUAUGAACUGUGGCUGUCUGAAGAUGUUGGCACCAACUGGAAAAAGAUCCACGACAUGGUGUGUCUUGUGAAAUGGGGAAGGAAAAACACCAUCUUCUUUACAGCCAAUCACAACGGAUCCUGCAGUGAUCGGGGAAUGCUGGAACUGAAGAGGACAACGGACUACGGUAAAAACAUCAAGACUGUCGCCAGUAAGAUCUACUCCUUCGGCCAGGGUGGACGCUUCCUGUUUGCCUCUGUUAUGACAGGCAAGGGCACUCUGAGGAUGAUCCAUGUGUCAGUGGACCAGGGUGAGACCUGGAACAUGGCACAGCUGCCCCCUGUUGGCCACGAGCAGUUCUACUCCAUCCUGGCAGCAAACGAUGAAAUGGUCUUCAUGCAUGUGGACGAGCCAGGAGAUACAGGAUUUGGGACCAUUUAUGUAUCAGACGACCGGGGCACUGUGUACUCCAAGUCAUUGGAGCGCCACCUUUACACCACCACGGGGGGCGAUACCGACUUCACUAACGUCACCUCCCUGCGAGGAGUUUUCAUCACCAGUGUCCUAGCAGAAGAUAACUCUGUGCAGUCUGUGGUGUCCUUUGAUCAGGGAGGAGAAUGGGUUCCCCUGCGGAAACCUGCCAACACCAAGUGUGAUGCUACAGCCAAAGACCCAGACAAGUGCAGUCUCCACAUCCACGCCGCCUACAGCACUGCUAUGAGGCUGAACAUCCCCAUGCUGCCUCUGAGUGAACCAAACGCUGUGGGUCUCAUCUUAGCUCAUGGGAGUGUUGGUGAUUCGAUCUCAGUGAUGAAGCCUGAUGUUUAUGUGUCUGAUGAUGGGGGGUACACCUGGAUUAAGGCCCUGGUUGGGCCCCAUCACUAUGCUAUUCUGGACUCUGGUGGGCUGCUGGUUGCCGUGGAGCAAAGCCCCACUCAACCUAUCAACACGAUCAAAUUUUCUACUGAUGAAGGACAGUGCUGGCGUGUUUACAACUUCACCAAAGACCCCAUCUACUUUACUGGACUGGCAUCAGAGCCGGGAGCUCGCUCCAUGAAUGUCAGUGUCUGGGGUUACAGAGACUCCCUCCUCAGCCAGUACUGGAUCUCCACCACUAUUGACUUCAGGGAGCUUCUCACCAGAGACUGUGGCGACACCGAUUAUGUGCAGUGGUUGGCCCACUCAGAUGACAUCAGUGACCCCAAGGAUGGUUGCAUGCUGGGCUACAAGGAGAAGUUCCUGCGUCUCAGGAAGGACUCUGUUUGCUGGAACGGACGAGACUACCAGGUCAACACCGAGCCAACCCUGUGUCAGUGCACCCUGGAUGACUUCCUGUGUGACUUUGGAUAUUACCGUCAGGAGAACAGCUCGGAGUGUGUAGAGCAGCCAGACCUGAAAGGCAAAGUGCUGGAGUUCUGUCUGCAAGGCAAAGAGGAGCUACUGCAGACCAGUGGCUAUAGAAAAAUCCCUGGAGAUAAAUGUGAGGGAGGAAAGAUGCCCGAGCGUAAAGAGAUCGACCUCAGCAAGAGGUGUGUGAGCGACCUGGUGGCCCCUGAACUCCUGAUAGACACUCGCUCCUCCAAGUCUGUAGCCAUUGUGGUAACAGUCAUCAUCAUCAUGCUGCUGAGCAUUGCAGCAGGAGUCGUCUUCGUCAAGAAAUAUGUCUGUGGUGGCAGGUUCCUGGUUCACAGGUACUCGGUGCUGCAGCAGCAUGUCGAGGACAAUGCUGUUGAUGGGAUGGAUGACCCGCUGGAGACAAACCACACUCAAAAUGGCAAGAUAGAGUUUCACGACGACUCAGAUGAGGACCUGCUGGAAUAGCAGGCACAACCUGUCAUGCAACCGAGCAACAGGUUUCCAGUUCACCCCGUGGCCGGGCCACUGCUUCAGUCACUUUUUUGUCUCCAGCUACUUCUUCCUUUCACCUUCUAGUAUGACCUUUGGCCUCAGCUACUGGACGAGAAGUCUGCGUCACUCUGCUGUCAUCUAUGAAGUAUAAUGAAUGUACGGAGGCUUCCUGGGACUAAUGCCACAGUGGAGGAGGAAGGAGGGGUUGUAGUGUUGUGCUUCAGUUAUUGAUUCUGUUUGAGUCUCCGAGUUAUUUAUUUUAAGGAACAAAGAAUUUGUGCAGUAAUUUGAACUGCUGUCAGAGACAGAGUAAUGGGUUUUGAAGCAAAGCUAGUUGUAUAAAUCCGCCACCAUUGCAUUACGGGUCCUGCCUCUCCCAUCACCUGGGAGCGCUCCUGGAAAUACUUCUCACUUCUGUCGGAGAUCUGUGUCCUUUCUCUCAUGCACUUGUACAUAUUACUGUUAUUCUUUGCCAUUUUUGACAUGGUAUGAAAUUGGUAGGUGUAAAAAAAAAAAAAAAAAAGGUUGCUGUUGGUUUUUAACUCUCCCAAAACCAUUUGAGUCUUAAUCCCUACUUUUAACAAAGUAGUUGUCUGUCAUGAAGUAUAUCCCGUACGGCCCAGAGUAUGUAAAUGUGAGGUUUUACGCUUCCUCGUCUAUGGGCACUGAUUUGUAAAAUUCCCUGUUGUAGUCUGUAUUUGGAAUACAAGCCAACGUAUUUUUACUCCAUGGCAUUUAGGACCAUGGUUGAAGUAAUAAGACAUACGUGGAAAUGUCCCUUUGCAUUAGGUUU